Molecule: messenger RNA, 2086 nt
Organism: Raphanus sativus (radish)
Lineage: Eukaryota; Viridiplantae; Streptophyta; Magnoliopsida; Brassicales; Brassicaceae
Product: transcription termination factor MTEF18, mitochondrial
Exons: 2
Coding region: 155-1900 (581 amino acids)
Biological process (GO): regulation of DNA-templated transcription; chloroplast organization
Cellular component (GO): chloroplast
Molecular function (GO): double-stranded DNA binding
Source: RefSeq, a predicted model, not a curated record
AUAUCACAAUGCGCAAAAGUAAAAACCCUAACAAAGAGAGGUUUUAGCAAAGCUAGAGAGAGAGAGAUUUUGAGCGACGAAUCAGGUGAUGAUGGUUGAUUCAAUCGCGUAAAGGGUCCAUAACUUCUGCUCUUUGCCUUAGUCUCAGGUUGCAAUGAUGCGUUUUAGGCUAAAGAUUGCUCAUUUUAACAUUGGCAUUGCUUUCUCCUCCAUCGCUCACCAAACCCAAGCUUCAAGGUCCGAACUUUAUCAUGUUAGAUGUUUCCAAAGUGGUAGAUUUGUCUGCGAGGGUGAUGAAUCAUCUUCUUCUUCUUCAAGACAUUGGUCUCAGUCACCCACACGGGUUUUCGGGAACAGGGUUUCCCGAGCUAUGAAGAACGAAGCUCAAAAGGCUCUCUUUGAUUACUUGCAUCACACUAGAACUCUCAGUUUCGUUGAUGCAGAGCAUAUAAGCAACAACUCCCCUCGUUUCAUCUCCUCUUUGUUGUCCAAGAUCGAUACCAGGAAAGAGGAUAUAUCUCAGUCUUUGACUAAGUUUCUAAGAUACAACCCCAUCAACGAGUUUGAGCCAUUUUUCGAGAGUCUUGGUCUGCGUCCUUGUGAGAUCUCUCGUUUUCUCCAACGAGACCUUGUGCUUCUGAGUGAUGACACUGUCCUGUUUGAGAAUUUUCAUGUUCUUUGCAACUACGGGAUUCCUCGUAGCAAGAUUGGUUGUGUGUAUAAAGAAGCGAGAGAGAUUUUCGGAUAUGAGAAUGGGGUUUUGUUGUCGAAGCUCGAAGCUUAUGAGAGAUUAGGUCUUAGCAAGCCUAUAGUCAUUAAGCUUGUAACUUAUUCCCCCUCGCUUCUGGUCGGUGAUAUUCAUAGGGAGUUUGUUGAUGUGGUUGGUAAGUUAAAGGAUUUAGACAUGGCAUGUGAUUGGCUUGGGAGGUAUUUGUCUGACAGAAAAACAUAUAACUGGGGGAGUGUUCUUGAGACAAUGGAGCUUCUUGAGAAGAUGGGAUUCAAAGAGGAGAAGUUGAGUAGCCUUUUGAAAACGUAUCCUGACUUGGUGGGUGAAACUUCUGGGAAGAAAGCUUAUGUGAUGUUUGAUAAGUUGCUUAAAGUGGGACUUGAGAUGGAUGAAAUCGAUAAGCUAGUGAUAGACCACCCAGAGAUGUUACUAGACAAGUCUGUGAAAAGCAUUUUGGCGGCUUUGAAAUACAUGAUACGUAUCAGAUUGGAGAAGCAGUUUAUCGUUAGAAUUUUACAGCAACACAUGAAGCUUAUCUGUUCAACUUCUCUGCUAGGACCAAAAGCUGUUUGCAGUAAACUGAAGAUCGGAAGAGAAGAGUUACAUCAGAUCAUUAAGGAAGAGCCUUUGAAACUGUUCAGUUUAGCUUCUAAAACAACAAAGAGAAGAAUUGAACUUGAUUCACUGGAUUUCAGGAACGCUGAGAAGAGAGCCUUCUUGUUGAAGAUAGGGUAUGUAGAGAACUCCGAUGAGAUGGUGAGUGCUCUGAAGAGGUUCCAAGGGAGGGGAGAUGAGCUACAAGAGAGAUUUGAUUCCCUUGUGAAAGCUGGUUUGGAUUAUAAUGUGGUUACAGAGGUUGUUAAGCGAGCUCCUCACAUACUCAGCCGGCCUAAAGAUAUCAUUGAGAAGAAGAUCGAUCUUCUAAAAGAUUAUCUAGGUUACCCAGUGGAAUCUCUUGUAGAGUCCCCAACCUAUUUGUGUUAUAGUAUGGAGAGAAUACAUCAGAGAUUCUCAAUGUAUAUUUGGCUGAGGGAAAGAGAUGCAGUAGUGCCGAGGCUGACACUAGGCACUAUUGUGGGUAUUUCUAAUACCAGGUUCUUGUCAUACUUUGUUAAUUCCCACCCUGAAGGUCCAGCUACUUGGGAAAGUAUAAAGAAAUCAUCUACCUGAGGUGAAGCUUUUACUGGUCAGUUCAACGUUGUAACGUUAUCUUGAAAUUGACGUAUGUUCAUCAGUAUAGUGACCCACAAAUGGAACAAGGAAGGACUUGGAAAGAACAGAGAUCAUCCUUGAGUAUAGCUAAUGUUGAUGCACUACUAAACUCAAUGAAGUGAUUCUGUAAAGCUCAACUAAUUG